AAGUAAGGAUGUAGUGUUUUCUACAUACUGGUGCUACAGCGAACCGGUGCCACAACCGUAUUGAAGUCUCUAGUACCAAAUAAUGAAUGUCAUCGUCCCCUCUGUGCUGAACAAUUGAAACCAACUAUGUUGCCAGGGGUUAUAUAUGCACUACUGGCUGGUUUUCUUGGGGCCAUUGCCUCAUCGUCUGCCAAAUUGUCACUCGGUGCUGACUACCUCAAAGGCGUGUGUGAAACAGGUAUGAAAAUAUGGGCCGGGGAGAGGACGAUUAUCACGAGGGAGUUCGAGACUACUCCAUGUGAAUGGCUACACAUUCCUCUGCGGCUUCUUUGUGGGGGUCUGCUCUUUACCUGUAAUGCUGUGAUGUGGACUUUCUUUGCAAAGGCUCUCAGGCAUUCCUCUUCAUCCGCACGGGUCACUGUGACCACCACUGCCUCCAAUUUCAUUUCCUCAGCAUUCCUUGGGCAUCUAAUAUUUGGAGAGACUCAUGCAACUUUGUGGUGGGUUGGCAUCUCUCUGACUCUGUCAGGACUCCUUAUCCUUCAUGGAUCGACUCCAAGAGAUCCACAGCAAGAAGCAAAGAAGCAUAAAUGAAAAUGCAUUCCAGUCAACUGCAGACAGACCAACUUAAGGGCAAAACCUCUGCAAAAAUCAUGUUCACACUGUUCACCUUGGAUGCAUUGAGUAUGGUAAAUCAUACUAAACAGACUACAAAAACUCAAAUGAACUAACCCAAGUGUCUAUGCACACCCUUAUCUUUCA
Molecule: messenger RNA, 762 nt
Organism: Chanos chanos (milkfish)
Lineage: Eukaryota; Metazoa; Chordata; Actinopteri; Gonorynchiformes; Chanidae
Gene: tmem42a
Product: transmembrane protein 42a
Exons: 3
Coding region: 127-594 (155 amino acids)
Source: RefSeq, a predicted model, not a curated record